AUGUCAUUCACCCCGCCAAUGGUAUCGAUUGCCCCGCGGACCUGGAAAAGAGAUAACAGCAAAUUCUUUAUCUCGACGGACCAAUAUUUGCUCUCGGUAAAAGCAGUCAACGAAGCCUACGGAAGGGAAUUCCUCUAUUGGGCCAAACCUUUCGAUGAGGAUGUUCUCCGCCAAAUGCUUUACGGCUGUAUGAGCUUCGGAGUCUACCAACAGAUUCCUACUGCGCAAUCACAGGAUGAGCCCGAACCCCCAUCUGCAGAGAAUACAGAACAGAUCGGAUUGGCCCGUAUGAUUACCGAUGGUGUGACAUUUGGAUACUUGACGGAUGUUUAUGUCUUGCCUGAAUACCAAGGACACGGACUUGGAAGAUGGCUUAUCGAGUGUGUGUCGGAGGUUUUUUCGAAGGAGAACAUGCCGCACCUUCGUCGCAACAUGUUGCUCACCAGCAAUGACCGGAUGCAAGAGUUUUAUGCCGAUAUAUUUGACUCAAUGAAGGUUGUGGGGCGCGAAGAGCGAAAGGACAUUGGGAAGGACUUGGUAUUUAUGUGUGCUCGACCGGGGGUCAAGCCAGAUCCUUUUACAGCUUUGGAAUAA
This is a messenger RNA of Penicillium waksmanii, 594 nucleotides long. Its product is annotated as GNAT family N-acetyltransferase. The record is from RefSeq and is a predicted model, not a curated record. NCBI's taxonomy places the organism in Eukaryota, Fungi, Ascomycota, Eurotiomycetes, Eurotiales, Aspergillaceae. The coding region runs from base 1 to 594 and encodes 197 amino acids. The transcript has a single exon. Gene Ontology annotation, molecular function: acyltransferase activity, transferring groups other than amino-acyl groups.